AUGUCCGGCCUUCGGGUUUGCAAAUAUGUAAUAAUUGAUCAAGAUUCUACGACGGAACGUAAGUCGGAUGCGUGGUCGAGCGUAGCCAAAAUCAUGGAAAUGUUCGCCAACUCGGCAAAGAAAGAAAAACCGCGAGAUCCCCUUGGAGAUGCCGGUGCCAUCGAACUAAUAGUAGAAUUUAUGUGUCUGAAUGACACCCAAUCUCAUCCAUCGGUCGAUUUUCAAUGUCUCAGAGCACUUGCGAACGUUUGCAUUUCGAGUGACACAAAUCGACGGAGAAUUCUGGAUUCCGGUGGCAUCAACGCGUCCCUAGCGUGCAUAAGAAAACAAAAGGAUUUGGAUGUCAUAGGAGGAGCAUGCGCUACACUGCUAAACGUUGGGAUGAACUAUGAUGAUGCCAACAUCAAAAUUGUGGAGUCGGACGGUUUGAUUGUAGUCGCUCACUUAUUGGAACCGGAAAGCAUUUUGGAACGAUACGAUGUGCAUCUGGCUCGAAGGAUCGUUUACUAUGCCACACACGAAGGAAAGAAGAAAAUCGCAGAUAAAGAUGUGGUUGCGUCUUUGGUGCAUCUUCUAUCAUACGCAUCAUCAGAAAAGGCGACGAUCGAUGAUGUGGAUUUAUUAGAAAAUGUGGUGGAAAUCUUGGAGAUCACAUCUCUUGAUAAUGAUGAAAUUCAACAAAUUUUGGUACAAGAUGGGUUAUUUCCUGCUUUGUUGGAUUUUUUAGAAUUUUCUAGAGAGCCACAAGAUCAUGAUGAGCGCAUAGUUAAAUCUUAUGGCGAAUGUAAGGCAGCAGUUUUGAAAAUAGUCGUGGCCACGACGAGUAGUGAUAGAAACAUGAACCCUUUGUUCGAAGAUCCUGUAAUACUUCGUCGCCUGCUCCACUGGAUGAAUUUAGGUCCAGAAAGGGAUGAUCUUCAGAUGUGUGCUGCCCUGUCUUUGGGCAAUCUCGCAAGGAGUGGUACGUUUCACGUUAUCACCACAAGUAAUCUUUUCAUGGUAGCCGAACCUCUUGUAAAUACCUUGAGGACUUCCGAUAAUGUCAAGGUGCAACAUGCUAUCGUCGGUAUACUUAAAAAUUUGUCGCUUCCAGCUCAAAAUAAGGGUCUCAUUGGAUCUCUCUGCGUUAUUGGACUUGCAUCGCCGUUAUUAGAAAAAGAUGAUGUUCAACCUAUUCAAUUAGGAGUUGUAGGGAUCCUCAAAAAUUUGGCCAUCCAGAACGUGGUGAAUUGCAAAAAAGUCAUCUUAGGUGAGAACCCUGAUGAACCCGAAAGACCGCUCACGCGUUUAUUGGGUUUAAUCAAGCGUACCGACCAAGUGGCAGUUAAAAGCGAAGGGACGCGCAUUCUGUUCAACCUUAUCAAAAGCGUUUGGGCUGAGAAUCCGCAUUCCGAUUUAGAAGGAACACCUGUGAGUACCUUGCGUUCUGAAUUAAACAGAAAGGAAGUAGUCCAACCUCUGACGAACAUAAUUACGGAAUCCAAAUAUCCGAUACUUCAAAAUGAAGGAAUAAUGGCUUUAACAUUAUUGGUAAUGGAUGAUUCUGCAGGCGGCGGAGGCAGACAACAAAUGGAGGGUAGAGUCAUGGAGGAGGUUGGUGGUGAAACAGAAUCGGAAAUACUCGAAACUUUGGGUUCCGAUCCUGCGGAAUCUUUAACUAUGCUUGAGGCGUUGCUUGGAAUAUUACAAGGCGGACAACAAGAGGAAAUCAAGAGUAACGUCUGUUCGUUUCUUGAGAAGUCGGCAAGUGCGGCGAAUAGAACUCGUGAGUGUCAAUUCUAA
This is a messenger RNA of Acaulospora colombiana, 1782 nucleotides long. NCBI's taxonomy places the organism in Eukaryota, Fungi, Glomeromycota, Glomeromycetes, Diversisporales, Acaulosporaceae. The record is from the annotation of a GenBank genome assembly.